Molecule: messenger RNA, 677 nt
Organism: Lobosporangium transversale
Lineage: Eukaryota; Fungi; Mortierellomycota; Mortierellomycetes; Mortierellales; Mortierellaceae
Product: ubiquitin-conjugating enzyme E2 2
Exons: 2
Coding region: 197-652 (151 amino acids)
Biological process (GO): DNA repair; protein polyubiquitination; proteasome-mediated ubiquitin-dependent protein catabolic process
Cellular component (GO): HULC complex
Molecular function (GO): ubiquitin conjugating enzyme activity
Source: RefSeq, a predicted model, not a curated record
UUUUUUUUAAGAAAAAAAAAAAAAAAAAGCUCUCCCUUUCUCUUCGCUCCUCUCCUCUCUUUUUCCCUUUCAAUAACCUUUUCUGAACGAGUUUCUUUUCUUUGAAAGACUACCCAUUGUAUAUUUCCUCACUAAUUACCAAGCACAGCUUUUCUUUUUAAAAAAGAAAAGAAAAAAAAAAAACUUCCCAUUCACAAUGUCAACCCCAUCACGCCGUCGUCUGAUGAAGGACUUUAAGCGCUUGCAGAGUGACCCUCCAGGUGGCAUCUCUGGUGCACCAUGCUCCGACAAUAUCAUGUUGUGGAACGCAGUCAUCUUUGGACCAGGUGAAACACCCUUUGAGGAUGGAACAUUCAAAUUGUUACUCCAGUUUGAUGAGACGUAUCCGAACAAGCCCCCGACGGUCAAGUUUGUGUCAAAGAUGUUUCAUCCGAACGUGUAUGCGAAUGGGGAGCUGUGUCUGGAUAUCCUACAGAACCGAUGGUCACCCACCUACGAUGUGGCUGCGAUCUUGACCUCAAUCCAAUCACUUUUACAUGAUCCCAACCCCAAUUCACCUGCAAAUGCAGAGGCUGCAAAUCUGUAUCGCGAGAACCGAAAGGAAUACACGCGUCGUGUCAGAGAGAUUGUAGAAACUUCAUGGGAGUCGUAGAAAUUAUAUAAUAAUACAGUUGCAC